This is a messenger RNA of Polyodon spathula (Mississippi paddlefish), 2596 nucleotides long. RefSeq names its product nuclear ubiquitous casein and cyclin-dependent kinase substrate 1-like. Bases 272 to 1198 code for a protein of 308 amino acids. Gene Ontology annotation, molecular function: double-stranded DNA binding; single-stranded DNA binding. Gene Ontology annotation, cellular component: cytoplasm. The record is from RefSeq and is a predicted model, not a curated record. Gene Ontology annotation, biological process: double-strand break repair via homologous recombination; interstrand cross-link repair. Lineage: Eukaryota; Metazoa; Chordata; Actinopteri; Acipenseriformes; Polyodontidae. The transcript is spliced from 8 exons.
UGCGCGGGAGCAGCAGUUUCAGUUUGUUUUAUUCACCAUUUUGUGAAGCUGAAGGGAAAAUUCAAAUAAAAUCUCCUUUAAAAAAAAAAAAAAACAUUUAUUUUUUUUGUUUUAAAAGUAACCUGGCAUCUGCCUACUCUGUUGCAUAUCGUUUUGUUUUGUUUGUUUUUUUGCCUGACGCGCCGAGAGAGGUUUAUUUUUUAUUUCUUGUAGAUUUUUUUUUUUUUUUUUUUUUGGUAUAUUUUUUUAACCUCUACAGCGUUUCUGCAGAAUGUCAAGACCAGUGAGAAACAGGAAGGUGGUUGACUACUCGCAGUUCCAGGAAUCUGACGAUGCAGAUGAGGAGUACGAGAGAGGUUCUGCACCUCCAAGCAAGAAAAUGCGCUCCUCUCCCCGUGAAGUGAAACUCAAGAAAAGGCCUGGGAAGAACUCUCAAGAAGACAGUGAUGACUCAGAUGACAAAGUAACAAAGUCCAAAAAAGAAGAGUCGGCAGAUGAUUUCGGCAGCGAGGAAGACAAUGAUUUUGGGGAGGAAGAGGAGGGAGCCGAUAGCGACUAUGACAGCUCGAAAAAAGGGAAAAAGGGAAAGAAACCCAAACCUGAGAAGUCGCCCAAACAGAUGCCGAAAUCCCGGAAAAGGGCAGCAGAGGACAGCGAUGACGAGAAGGAAGUGAACACGAAGGUGCGGCAGCAGCGCCAGGCAGCCUCGAAAGCCGUGUCAAAACAGAGAGAGAUGCUGCUGGACGACGGAGGCAGCGAGGAGGAGGAAGAGAAGGAGGACGAGGAGGUGCUCUUCGAAGAUAAGGAGUCAGGCAGCGAUGAAGACUUCAUGGUUGAUGAUGACGAUGACAGCGAUUACGGCCGCUCCCGGAAGAAGAGUAAGAAAGUGAUCAGGAGGACCAGGCCCGAGAGGAAGGAAAAGAAGUCUCCCAAGCCCCGGCUAAAGGCUACUGUGACUCCCAGCCCCAUGAAAGGCAAGGGGAAGGGGCGGCCCAGCGCAGCCAAGGCGCAGGAGAAGUUCUCCCCCAAAGAUGAAGAGGAGGAUGAGGAAGAGCCAGAGAGCCCCCAGGAGGAGGAGGAAGACGAGGCGCCAGAGAAGAAACGCACUCCUCCCCCAAAGAAGACGGCCAAACCUGAGGAGGAGGAGGAAGAGGAGGAUGAAUUGUCAGAAGAGGAGGCCCCAUCUGGGGAGGAUUGAGUGCUGUUUGACACCAUUUGGGGGGAGGGGGGGGGGUGUUAUGUGUAGAAGUAUAGAGGGUUUUUUUUGUUUGUUUGUUUUUUCCAAAAUGGUCAGUUUGGCUCAAGGGGUUAGACAGUUUGUGUUUUGUUUUUUCCCUACUUUAACAGACCUUAGCAAUGUUGUUGCCUAAGUUGGUACCCUGCUACCAGUAGUGGCUAGCUAGUUCACGGGUUUAAUUGCUUGACUUGGCCUCUUGUAUUUUUUGUUUGUUUCUGGCCUGAUAUCCUUGGCGUCACUGCUUUGCAUGUUGGGAACCCACUUACUUGGUGUAGAGUUGUGUUUGCUAAGGAAGAUCCCCAGGAAUAUCGUACAGCUGCAUCCCAACUAUGACUAAGGCCAGCUCUGUUGGGCAGCAUAGCAUUAUCAGUGAUAGUGGUACGCUUGUUGCCUGUAUGUUGUGCCCCCCUCCCUUUGUAGUUCCAUAUGUUGCUCUUUGUUUUCCGUGCCAACUUGUGUAACCUGCUCAGUAUAUCCUCUUUAUAAAGCUGUCACUUUUAUAACACUAUCUUCAUCAUGUUAACAGUAAUGUUUCCUGUCCACAUCGAUUCCCGAUCAAGCUGCACAAGAACACUCAGGUUACCAAGAAAAAACGAAAAACAAAGCUUUAAUGAAUCUACAACAAAAAAGGAUGCUAUUCAGUUAUCGGUAAAUCUUUACCUGGGAGCAUAAACUAUAGACCCAAUUCCCUUAACUUCUUAGCUUGAGGUAAAUAUUGAUUUCUAUCCAAAUAGUAAAUCGAUGAUUAAAAAAAAAAAAAAAAAAAAAAAAAAGCCAAUUUAAAAAUGAUAAACAACGUCUGUUUUAUUUACUCAGAUUAGUUGACUUGGGACUUAUUUUUUUUUAUUCCAAUUCCUAAACUCCAGUUCCCAUUCCCUUGUAAUAAAUUCCCACAUUGCAAAGAACAGUAUUCUGUUAAAAUUGGCUUCUCGCAGUGGCAACAGAUGUUAAGUCACUGUCCCUCAGUUUUUAAAUUGGCUUCAAAUUAAAGUAGCUGAACUAUCGCAACAAUUUUUGUCCUUUUAAUGUUGUCGAUUCCUGUGUUGGAAUUGGAGUUUAUGUAGUGCCUGUACUUUAUUCAGCGUUCCAUGUUUGGGGGGGGGGGGGGGGGGGGGGGGGGGGGGGUCAUUUAGGCUCACUGCAGGCGCCCUUUGUGGCGCUUCCUAUCUGACUGCUAGGUCUUACACCAUUAAUCAGUCGACCUGCUAAGACAUAAGCUGGUCAUGUUAACCUUGAUCCAAACCCCUUCUCCUGUGUUUGUGCUUCGGAGCACCCUUCCAUUCUCUGUCUCACAUCUGUGUUUAUCUGUGGCUAGUAGACAUAGUUGUUCACUGCAUAUACAGUUUGUCUGAACAGUUU